AUGGCGGUGGCAGGGGGAGGCGGCGGCUCCUGUUCCCGCUCCCCGGAGCGGCGGCGGCACGACCCGCUGUCGCGCUUCACCUGCCCCGUGUGCCUGGAGGUGUACGAGAGCCCGGUGCGCGUGCCCUGCGGACACGUCUUUUGCACUCCGUGCCUGCAGGAAUGUCUUAAGCCGAAAAAGCCAGUUUGUGGUGUCUGCCGCAGUACUCUGUCGCCUGGUAGCAGAGCUCUGGACUUGGAAAAGCAAAUUGAAAUGACAGAAACCACUUGCAAUGGCUGCAAUAAAAAAAUGUAUCUCUCAAAGAUGCGUAGCCAUGCAGCUGCUUGUUCAAAGUACCAGAAUUAUAUAAUGGAAGGUGUGAAAGCUGUAACUAAAGAACCACUUCAUAACACCAGGAACUUCCCAAAUCGCUUUACCUUUCCUUGUCCGUAUUGCAGCGAGAAAAACUUUGAUCAAGAAGGACUAGUUGAACACUGCAAAACAUUGCACAGCAUGGAUGCAAAACAAGUGGUUUGCCCAAUUUGUGCCUCAAUGCCAUGGGGAGAUCCAAAUUACAGGAGUGCUAACUUCAUGGAGCACCUUCAAAGACGACAUCGCUUUUCGUAUGAUACUUUUGUGGAUUAUGACGCUGAUGAAGAUGAUAUGAUGGCACAAGUUUUGAUGCGUUCUUUGCGGGAUAAAUGAACCAACUAGAAGAUUAACUUUAAAACCAAGCUUCCAUGAGGGGGAAAUGCCCAGCAUCCUCGCACUUCUCCCUGUACAUCCCAAGGUGAUCUCAGGCAUCCAGAAAUACGGAAGACUUUAAUCCCUAUCUCAGUUUCAAAUCCUGGUUUGAUAUUUCUGUACCACUCAGUCUUUUGUUAACAUGGUCUGUGCCAUUCAACCCUGUCAGCCUAAUUUUCUUACUUGGUUCACACAAAGCUUAAUUGUAGAUCAACAUGGAGGAGACAAAUCUGUUUACCUAUGCAUAUUUCUUGGUUUCUUUUGCAGUUGUGUUCAUUUGACUGUCUAAAACCAAAAACAUUCUAAAUGGAAUGGCCUGAACUAGUUAAUAAAUAUCCCUUCCCAAUCUCAUUUACAUAUCUUACAUGAUAGUAUGAGAGGUGUAUUUGUAGCUCUCUUUUCCUUUAGUGAGACCUCUAGGUGCUAACUGUAAUUGUCAGACCAGCUCUCAUCUAAAGUGACCUAUGAUACCUGUGAUUUCAUAAUGUUUCCCAGUGUUUAAAUUCUUACAGGCAGCCUAUCAACUAUAUGGAAAACAUGUCUUCAGUAUGAGUCUUCAAACUACAAACUUUCUUAGCAAAUCUUUGCACCUGUGUAAGCAACUAGUUCAAAAUAUUUUAGUUCUAUGCAUGAUUAAUUACUUUCUUCCAUACUUUGACCAUAAUUUCUAGCCUGGAAAAUAGACUUUAAUGUUGGUCUUAGUUAAAAUGCAUCAUUUUUAACUGUCUUAGCAAAUAUUAAUCAUAUUUGCUGGCUUUAUGAUUAAAUUGGUGGUUUUGAAACUGGUUUUCUAGUGAUUUUAAGCCUUAUGCUCAUAGGGGAAUUCAGAAGGUUUUUUCAAUACCUCUGCUUUCUAUUUAAGCUAAAAUUUUUGUAUAUAUUCCUAGUUUUUCCAUCUCUCAAGGCAAGCUGGUAGCAAAACUUACCAAUAAAUCAUAGCACUUGCAUAGCACUACCUUUCUGCAGUACAGAUUUGAACAGGCAUUUUGAAUUUCCGUUCUUCAUUUAAAUGUUGCUAAAGUAGCUGAAGUUGUACUUAGAUUGUUUUCCAUAUAAUAUGUAUAGUAUGCAGGUACAGCUUUCCAAGCAAAAGUAAAAUAUAACCCAGAAAGCAGGAUGACAAUUCCAGUACAUGGUAAAUAGAUACUCUAAAGUCUACACUUUUACUAUAGAGAUUCCUUUGUAGUUUAACAUUUUCAUUAACUGUACAGUCAAGAUGCUGAGAUCUAACGAUCUAAGACAUCUGACCAGAACUUGUAAAUCACAGUAGUGAUGAGAUGUCUAGUCUAACUUAAGCAUGUUUAAUUGGAGCAGUGGACCUGCACCACCACAGAACUGAGUACUAAUUAAUUUAUUUGACCAGUAAACUUAGUAUCAUUGCACUCUGCAGACUGCAGCAUAGCCUUACCCUUAAAACAAUGAAACGCACCCCAGCUAAAACCUCUUGAUUAAACUUUGUGUCCAGCCAGACCUCUAACAUACUUAAGUUGAACUUGGUUUUAGUAUGUUUUCCACAACUUGGUAUGGGCUAUUACAGACUUAAGUAUCUGCUUGGUGACUGGAAGCUCAGUCUUGGGGCGGGGGGGAAAUCUCAUGGUA
Gymnogyps californianus (California condor) is the source of this 2322-nucleotide messenger RNA. It is a transcript of the gene RNF114, whose product is annotated as ring finger protein 114. The coding region runs from base 1 to 684 and encodes 227 amino acids. The record is from RefSeq and is a predicted model, not a curated record. Lineage: Eukaryota; Metazoa; Chordata; Aves; Accipitriformes; Cathartidae. Gene Ontology annotation, molecular function: ubiquitin protein ligase activity. Gene Ontology annotation, biological process: protein polyubiquitination; ubiquitin-dependent protein catabolic process. The transcript is spliced from 6 exons.